AUCUGGCAACAGCGGCGGUAACGAACGCCAUUUUACAAGCGUCUCGCGAUUGUUUGAGAAACGCUCUUGUGGAGCGAGUGUUUUUAACACGGUAGUACGAGUGAAUUUUCAUCUCAAGUUCAAAACUUGGAAGCCGGCGGUAUGGGUGAUUACCAAGUAGCAGGUGUCCAGCAAGAUGCUCUCGGUGCUGUUCAGCUGGAACUCGGAGGGAACCCGAACGCAUUGGCGUUGCGGCGGCCGUUCGACCCGUUGGCUCACGACUUGGAAGCAAGUUUUAGGCUGACGCGUUUCGCGGAUCUGAAGGGCCGCGGAUGCAAAGUGCCCCAGGAGGUGCUCAAUAAGCUCGUCGAGGGCCUCCAGCAGGACUACAACUCGGCCGCCGAGCAUGAACAUGCUCAUUUCAUGCAUAUGGCCAUUCCGCGCAUCGGAAUCGGCCUUGAUUGUUCGGUUACUCCUUUACGCCAUGGAGGUCUGUGUCUCGUCCAAACCACUGACUUCUUCUAUCCUUUGGUGGAUGACCCGUACAUGAUGGGCAAAAUAGCAUGCGCCAACGUUCUGAGCGAUCUGUACGCCAUGGGAGUGACAGAGUGUGACAAUAUGUUGAUGCUGCUCGGAGUCAGCACCAAGAUGACCGAGAAGGAGAGAGACGUUGUCAUUCCUCUGAUCAUGAGGGGAUUUAAGGAUUCGGCUCUUGAAGCUGGUACGACUGUGACAGGAGGCCAGACAGUUGUGAAUCCAUGGUGUACGAUUGGAGGUGUGGCCACGACAGUGUGUCAACCCAAUGAGUACAUUGUACCCGACAAUGCUGUUGUUGGGGAUGUGCUGGUAUUGACUAAGCCAUUAGGAACACAGGUUGCUGUGAAUGCGCAUCAAUGGCUGGACCAACCGGAACGAUGGAAUAGAAUCAAGUUGGUUGUUAGCGAAGAGGAUGUAAGGAAAGCGUACCAUCGAGCGAUGGAUUCCAUGGCCAGGCUGAACCGCAUCGCGAGUCGGUUGAUGCACAAAUACAACGCGCACGGAGCCACAGACAUCACAGGUUUCGGUCUACUAGGUCACGCGCAAACGUUAGCCUCCCAUCAAAAGAACGAAGUAUCGUUCGUGAUCCACAACUUGCCAGUGAUCGCGAAGAUGGCCGCGGUGGCGAAAGCUUGCGGCAACAUGUUCCAGCUGUUGCAGGGUCACUCAGCGGAAACGUCGGGAGGACUGUUGAUCUGCCUGCCCAGGGAGCAGGCUGCGGCGUAUUGCAAGGAUAUUGAAAAGCAAGAGGGCUACCAGGCUUGGAUCAUCGGUAUUGUAGAGAAAGGAAACCGAACAGCUCGCAUCAUCGACAAGCCGCGAGUGAUUGAAGUGCCAGCAAAAGAAUAAAUUUAAAAUUUAACAAGUAUUUUUUAACUUGCGACCUACAAACGUCGUACGUUCGAUGAUUCCCACACACAGCUUGUAGGUUUUCUUUCCAAGCAUUUUACUUUUCAUUCAUGUAUGAGCUUUCGUUUCCGUCAUCUCAGAAUUUUAUGAAUUUGAAAUGUUUUUUUCUUUUCAAACUGUCUGAAGUGAAUGUCGCAUUAUGGUAAUUUUUUUGAGGUCGUGGAAAAUGUGUUUGAAUGUUCUGUUUUGCAGAUUAUAUUUUAGUAGGUUAUAUAGAUACAAAUGUUCGAUGGUAAUAUUUUGUAUAAUAAUUUUCCAAUAUAAUUAUAAUUACAC
Acanthoscelides obtectus is the source of this 1701-nucleotide messenger RNA. The record is from the annotation of a GenBank genome assembly. Lineage: Eukaryota; Metazoa; Arthropoda; Insecta; Coleoptera; Chrysomelidae.